Messenger RNA from Anisakis simplex (herring worm), 195 nucleotides. Lineage: Eukaryota; Metazoa; Nematoda; Chromadorea; Rhabditida; Anisakidae. The record is from the annotation of a GenBank genome assembly.
AUGGACUCAAAGAUUAUGGAACAGGAUGAGCAGAAAAACAAUUCGUUCCAACCCCAACUCAUGAUCAAUCUACUGAACGGAGUCCUGUCGAAAGUGAAGAAUGAACUGCAUCAGCAAGGAGUUGAUGUGCAUUUAGAUGCUACUGGGCGACCGGUUAGUUGGUUCUUGCUUGUGUUCUUGUUUUUAGAAUCAUAA